AUGGACGCCCGAGAGACCAGCUACAAACUGGCUUCUGCUGACGGCAAUAGGGGAUUUAUGGAGACCUACAAUGACACGACAGCAACCGGUCUCUCCCCUCUCCGCCAGCGCGACACCAGCGGGUUCUCAGGCUCUUCGUAUGAGUCUCGUCCAGGACACUUCCAUGACAGCACGUCCCUUCUCUGUGCUCGCCGUUCUCCGCUUAUCAAAGAGUGCUAUGAAGACCAAUUUCCUUUUGAGCUAGCCGGAGAUGUCCACUACAAUCCCUGGUCUCCUAAUUCGACCUCCGCACCCGCCUGGUGUCCUUCAGAGCCAUCUCCCAGUCUCCUCCUCAACAGCGAAUACGGAGGCGCGCCAGCCUUCCUGAUGGGGUACGGUGCCGACAACAUCAGCAGCGAAUAUGAAGCCCAGUUACCCUGGCCAGAAUCAGAACCCUUUCCCCCUCGUGCGGACAUGGCCAACUUUGACGAUGAUGUUGAUCCGUUUGGAGUCACCUACUAUACUCCCCGUGGUGUAGAUGGUGCCCCAGACUCUAUUUGCGACCCAAAUCUGACUGCAGCCGGAAGAAGCACGUCAAACCGUUCAGCUCAACAAUCGGUUUCUGAAGCGUCGCCCAACGUCAUCCCUUUCCGAAGCUUCAACAGACUGGGUUUCCCAGGGCAGACAGCUCCGGUAAUGGUGACAAUGCGCGAAGCAGAAGCAUCAAUGCCGACAUCCAUGAUGCUACAACCACUCGACCAGUCGCUAAACCCGCCGUCUCCUCUAUCCGUCAUUUCGCCCCCGGUUUCCCUCACAUCGUCAACCCGCAAACGCAACAUCUCCGUGGCCGGACUCGAAAAGAGCCCUGUGGCCCCUAAGAAACGCGUCAUCAAACCCCAGCUGACAGCAAAAGUCAACAACAGCGAGGAUUUUGAGAUCCAAAAGGACAGCGAAUUACCACCCACGGGCACCUACAAGGCGUACUUUCAUACCGUCGAUGUGGCCAGGAAGAAGCUGCAGCGGCUUCUCGAGCUGUAUCGGAAGCCCAGGGAGAGCUGUAGUUUUCCCUCCACCGAUGACACGUUUCCCACCAGCGGCGAGGACAAGAUGACUUAUAUCAGGAACCUAUUUGAUGCCAUCAACGACUGGUCUAAUUUCAGAGAGUGGCCGCAGGCUCUCAAGACGGAGGAGCGCAACCGAAUCAUGGACAACAUACGCCGCAAACAGGCCGGCAAUGGCGAUGCGGGAGCGGAUGUUUCGCUCGACGACAUGCGCCCCAGCCAAGAAGAGCUCGAAUCCAUCCUUCCGCCCCUCCAGGACCAGCAGAAGAGGAUCUUGGGACGCUUGCUUAGCGAUCAGACGAUCGAGUGGCUUUGUUGGGAGCUCAUUCGUGUGGAGGCAAUGUGUUAUGCUCUAAGGAAAUCAAAACAACUCGUCAAAUCUCUCCUCUCCGCAGGCGACGGCUGGAAGCUCCGCAUCGCCAACAAUCCCCAAGGAGAGCUUGGCCACAAGGGCAACAAUAUGAAGGUCAACAUGAACAAGAACCGCAAACUGCGCCAAAUCACACAGGGCACACGAACGGCUCCCCGCCAGAAAUCCGCACCCAAGCAAUCACAGAAAUAA
Molecule: messenger RNA, 1602 nt
Organism: Trichoderma virens Gv29-8
Lineage: Eukaryota; Fungi; Ascomycota; Sordariomycetes; Hypocreales; Hypocreaceae
Exons: 5
Coding region: 1-1602 (533 amino acids)
Source: RefSeq, a predicted model, not a curated record